Messenger RNA from Botrytis deweyae, 1185 nucleotides. RefSeq lists its product as uncharacterized. The coding region runs from base 1 to 858 and encodes 285 amino acids. Lineage: Eukaryota; Fungi; Ascomycota; Leotiomycetes; Helotiales; Sclerotiniaceae. The transcript has 2 exons. The record is from RefSeq and is a predicted model, not a curated record.
AUGCAAUAUACUUCAUCAAUCCUUCUUUUGGCCUUCGCUGCCACCAAUGUCCUCGCCCACGGUGUCGUCACUGAAGUUCAGGGUGCCAACGGUGUUAACAUGCCAGCUCUCUCUGUCGCCGAUGGAACUCCUCGUGAUUGCCCAUCUCCAGGUUGCGGUGCUGAGGCUGAUACUUCCAUAAUCAGAGCUAAUGAGAUGGGUACUUCCAAGGCUUCUGCUCUUGGUCGCACUGCCACUGGUCCAGUCAGCGCUGCCAAGAUGAUCUCCAUGUUCAUGGGAGGCAAUGCAAACAGCACCGCCGCUGUUGCAGCUCGUGAAAUUCACGCUGCCAGCAUGCUCAGACGCUCCCUCGUUGUCCGCGCCGCUGAUGGUGGUGCCAAGACUCCAUCCGGCACUUCAGAGACCGGUGUCAAGGCCGCUAUGGGUGCCGGUGCCACAUCUGGCAUGCCAACCUGUGCUGAUGAUGGAACUGUCAAGAUGACCUUCCACCAAGUUAACCAAGAUGGUGCCGGACCAUUGACUGCAAUGGUCGACCCCACUUCCGGUGGAACUGACCCAGCUGCUUUCAAGAAGGCUGCAGUUACCCAGAACGUUCCAGGUAUCGGUAUCGGUGGUCUUUCCGCCGCUCAAACCACCGAUUUCCAAAUGGCUGUUCAGAUGCCAGCUGGUAUGACUUGCUCCGGCUCUGUCGGUGGCGCCUCCAACGUCUGUGUUGCCAAGGUCCAGAACAGCGCUCUCGCUGGUCCUUUCGGUGGAUCCGUUGCUUUCACCCAAUCCGCUGGUGCCAAGAAGCGUGCGAUCGAGUACAACCUCAGCAAGCGCCGCUUUGCCCGUGCUCUUGCUACCGAGUCCGAAUAAGCAUCUUCAGUAUGCCAGCGAUGGUCGAUAGUGGGUAAUGCACCCGAAGUGGUAUGGAAAUUGAACAAGAUAUAAGAUUAAUGGUUAUUAUUGGUUGAUGAAUGGCUCGGAAUUCCCUUUGUGUUAGAAAUUUCUUUUGUAUUGUGGUGGACUCUUGCUAGCGAUGGGAAAUGAGAUCUGCGAUUUCUUCUCCAGAGCUAGAAGAGGGGGUGGUCCUAUAGAUAUUGUGAUGAUGAAUUGACUUAUACUUUCCUUAUACACAUAAAGUCCUUUCAUAGAUGCUGAGCACGCUCAUUAUUUAAAUCCUAAUUAUGCUGAUCAAAAAAA